This is a messenger RNA of Amblyraja radiata (thorny skate), 984 nucleotides long. RefSeq names its product zinc finger protein 2 homolog. The transcript has a single exon. Gene Ontology annotation, molecular function: RNA polymerase II cis-regulatory region sequence-specific DNA binding; DNA-binding transcription factor activity, RNA polymerase II-specific. NCBI's taxonomy places the organism in Eukaryota, Metazoa, Chordata, Chondrichthyes, Rajiformes, Rajidae. The record is from RefSeq and is a predicted model, not a curated record. Gene Ontology annotation, biological process: regulation of DNA-templated transcription. The annotation marks the transcript as partial.
GGCAAGAGCUUCAAGACGGCGAAUGAGCUGAAGCUCCACCGGCGGGUGCACACGGGUGAGAAGCCCCAUGGCUGCUCCACCUGCGGCAAGAGCUUUGCCCAUUUGUCGGGGCUGCGGGAGCACCGGCGGGUGCACAGCAGUGAGCGGCCCUUCACCUGCUCCGAUUGCGGCAAAGGCUUCAAGUCGGCACUAGCGCUGAAGAAGCACAGGCGUGUGCACACUGGGGAGCGGCCCUACACCUGUGCCCAGUGCGGCAAGUGCUUCACUAGCUCCGCUGGGCUGCAUUCCCACCAGCGGAUCCACACCGGGGAGCGCCCUUACACCUGUGCCCAAUGCGGCAAGGGCUUCACCCUCUCCGGCACCCUGCUGGUGCACCAGCGCACCCACACCGGCGAACGCCCCUACACCUGUGCUCACUGCGGCAAGGGCUUCACCCAGUCCGUCAGCCUGCUGGUGCACCAGCGCACCCACACCGGCGAGCGCCCCUACACCUGCGCCCAGUGCGGCAAGGGCUUCACCCACUCCGGCAAUCUGCUGUCCCACCAGCGCACCCACACCGGUGAGCGCCCCUACACCUGCAUCCAGUGCGGCAAAGGCUUCACCAGCUCCACCAAGCUGCUGUCUCACCAGCACUCCCACACCGGCGAGCGCCCCUACACCUGCGCACAGUGCGGAAAGGGCUUCACCCACUCCAGCACCCUGCUGGUGCACCAGCACACCCACACUGGCGAGCGCCCCUACACCUGCACCCAGUGCGGCAAGGGCUUCGCCCGCUCCAACAACCUGCUGAAGCACCAGCGCACCCACACCGGUGAACGGCCCUACACCUGCAUCCAGUGCGGCAAGGGUUUCACCCACUCCAGCAACCUACUGAUGCACCAGCGCGCCCACACCGGCGAGCGCCCCUACACCUGCGCACAGUGCGGCAAGGGCUUCACCCGCUCCACCUCUCUGCAGUCCCACCAGCGGGUGCACGCCGUCGAC